UUUUUUUUUUUUUUAUGACUGAUACAUUUUCAGACAAAUGUAACGUUGACUGACUUCCUGACGCGUGCGUGUUUUUAGGAUUUUUUACGCAGCAUCCCAGGCAGCUUGUUGUGUUGUGAGCUGCAUGAAGAGUGGAUGGACGUGCUGGAGGAAGAGGAGGAGGAGGCAGAGCAAGUGCAGGACAUAAAGAGGAUGGUUCGUCGUCUGCCUAAAGAAAACGCCCUGCUGCUGCGCUACCUGCUGGCCAUGCUGCACGGUAUCCAGGGCAACGCCCACGAGAACCAGAUGACGAGUUUCAAUUUAUCAGUGUGCAUCGCUCCCAGCAUGCUUUGGCCUCCUGGAGCGCCAUGCAGCCCCGAGGUGGAGGGAGAAGGAACUAAGAAGGUGAGAGCGUCUGUACUUUUUUUAAGUGAGACUCCUCAUGGACGUAAUUUAGCCUUUUAUUUGUACACGUCUGUUGUUUUAGUUAUGUGAAAGAACCCAAAAGAAAUGCAUUAGAAAGAUAUGAGAUAUGCAUUAAGAAUAAUUGUUAUUGAACAACGAAGCCUUUUUUAAAACUCUUGUUUUUCAAGAAAAUUA
Molecule: messenger RNA, 579 nt
Organism: Plectropomus leopardus (leopard coralgrouper)
Lineage: Eukaryota; Metazoa; Chordata; Actinopteri; Perciformes; Serranidae
Source: RefSeq, a predicted model, not a curated record